This is a messenger RNA of Camelus dromedarius (Arabian camel), 3149 nucleotides long. It is a transcript of the gene NLRP9, whose product is annotated as NLR family pyrin domain containing 9. Bases 1 to 2991 code for a protein of 996 amino acids. Lineage: Eukaryota; Metazoa; Chordata; Mammalia; Artiodactyla; Camelidae. Gene Ontology annotation, biological process: regulation of inflammatory response. The transcript has 9 exons. Gene Ontology annotation, cellular component: canonical inflammasome complex; cytoplasm. Gene Ontology annotation, molecular function: protein binding. The record is from RefSeq and is a predicted model, not a curated record.
AUGGCAGAAUCUUUUUUCCCUGAUUUUGGCUUGUUGUGGUACCUGGAAGAGCUCAAAAAGGAAGAGUUCUGGAAAUUUAAGGAGCUCCUCAAGGAAGAACCUCUGAAAUUCGAGCUGAAGCCAAUCCCGUGGACUGAGCUAAAGAAGGCCUCAAGAGACAGUCUGUCGGAAUUGCUGAACAAGCAUUACCCCGGAAAGCUGGCGUGGGAGGUGACGCUGAGCCUGUUUCUGCAGGUCAGUCGGAGAGAUCUCUGGGCAAAGGCUCAGGAGGAGAUGAGAACUACGCUAAACCCAUAUAGAAAGCACAUGAGGGAAAAAUUCCGAUUCAUCUGGGAGAAGGAAACCUGCCUUCAGGUCCCUGAAGAUUUCUACAAGGAGAGCACAAAGUACGAGCAUGAACAGCUGAGUGCUGUGUACCGGGAGGCGGACACGGCUGGGCGGCUCUCGCCCGUGGUGGUCCUGCAAGGUCCUGAAGGAAUUGGGAAGACCACACUCUUGAAGAGAGUGAUGCUGGAGUGGGCAGAGGGCCACCUGUGGAGGGACAGGUUCCUGUUCCUCUUCUUCCUUAGUGGCAGAGAGAUGAGCAGUGUCACCGAGACGAGCCUGGCGGAGCUCAUCUCCAGGGACUGGCCUGCGUCUGCAGAGCCCAUCGAAGACGUGCUUUCCCAGCCAGAGAAAGUCCUGUUCGUCCUGGAUGGCAUCGAGGAGCUGAAACUUGACCUGGAGCUGCAGGCUGACGUGUGCAGUGACUGGAGGCAGCGACGGCCAGUGCAGGUGGUCCUGAGAAGUCUGCUGCGGAGAGCCGUGCUCCCAGAGGCCUCCCUGCUCAUCGCCCUGGGGAGGAUGAGGGUGAAGAACGAUUAUUUCUCGUGUCAGCCGGAAAGACUCAUAUUUCUGUCAGGAUUCUCUGAACACGAAACGAAGCUGUAUUUCUCCCAUUACUUCCGUGAGAAGAGUAAAUCCUUGAGGGCCUUCAGCUUUGUCAGAGAGAGGAUACCACUGCUUCUCUUGUGCCAGAGCCCCUUUGUGUGCUGGCUGGUCUGUACGUGCUUGAAGUGCCAGCUGGAGAAAGGAGAGGACCUUCAGAUGGACUCAGAAAGCAUCACAUCUUUAUAUGCAUCCUUUUUGAUGAGCGUGUUCAAAUCAGGGAGUGAGAAUUGUGCCCCGAAGCAGAACAGAGCCCGGCUCAAAGGCCUGUGUGCCUUGGCUGCAGAGGGCAUGUGGACCCACACGUUCCUCUUCUGCCCUGAGGACCUCCGAAGGAGCGGCGUGUCUGAGGCCGACGCCCUGGUGUGGGUGGACGUGAGACUUCUUCAGAGGAGCGGCAGUUGCUUUUCUUUCAUCCACACUUGCAUCCAAGAGUUCUGUGCCGCCAUGUUCUACUUGUUCCAGAGACCCAAGGACGGCCCUCACCCAGCCAUCGGGAGCUUGGCCCAGCUGGUGGCAGCAGCCGUGAAUGACGUCCAGACCUACUGGUCCUGGGUGGGGAUAUUCCUGUUUGCGCUUUCAACCAAGAAAAUCACCACCGUGCUGGAGACAUCCUUGGGGUUUCCACUGUCCAAAGAGCUAAGACAGGAAAUAACCCAGUGCCUUAAAACUUUAAGUCGCUUUGACCCUGACCAGGCGGUGGUGAGUUUCCAGGCAUUGUUCAAUUGUCUGUUUGAGACCCAGGAGGAAGAGUUCGUAGCACAAGUGAUGAACGUCUUUGAAGACGUCAGCGUUUACAUCGGUAGCAGAGACGAGCUGACGAUGGCUGCCUUCUGCCUGAAGCACUGCCAGAACUUGCAGGUGUUUCGCCUGUGCAUAGAAAACAUCUUUUCUGACGCCUCUGAACCCAUCUCCAGUAAAAUCCAGGCGCUGCUCCUUUGGCGAGAUCUCUGCUCACUGUUUAAGACCAACAAGAACUUCCAGAUGUUGGAUUUGGACAACUGUCAGUUCGACGAGGCCUCCCUGGCGAUUCUCUGUAAGACGCUGGCUCAGCCCGCCUGUAAACUCCAGAAGUUCGUGUGCAACUUUGCGUCUAACCUUAUAAACGGUCUAGACUUCUUCAAGGCCGUUCUUCAUAGCCCUCACCUGAAGUACCUGAACCUGUCUGGCACUGGCCUCUCGCACCCGGACAUCCGGCGGCUGUGCGAGACGCUCAGGCACCCGAUGUGCAGCAUAGAAAAGCUGAUGCUGGGGAAGUGUGACAUCACGGACCAAGCUUGCAGAGACAUCGCCUCCGUCCUCGUCCACAACAAGAAGCUGAAGCUUCUCUCCUUGGUACAGAAUCCUGUGAAGAAUGAAGGCGUGAUGGCGCUGUGUGAUGCACUGAAGGACCCCCGCUGUGCCCUGGAGAUGCUGCUACUGACGCAGUGCUCCCUCACCUCGGCCGCCUGCGGCUCCAUCUCCCAAGCCCUUCUCUGCAACAGAUCUCUGACCCUUCUCGAUCUGGGGUCAAACUUCCUGCAAGAUGCGGGAGUGACGUCUCUGUGUGCAUCGCUGAAGCACCCAGACUGCCCGCUCCGGGAGUUGUGGCUGGAGGGCUGCGGCCUCACUUCUGCCUGCUGUGGCGACAUCUCCGCCGCUCUUACCAGCAACGAGAGGCUCCAGACCCUGAAGCUCGGGAACAACGGGCUCCGGGACGCCGGUGCGCGGCGGCUGUGCGCGGCUCUGCGGCACCCCAGCUGUAAACUGGCGAACCUGGGGCUGGGGAUCUGCGAGCUCACGUCCGCCUGCUGCGAAGACCUGGCCUCCGCUCUCACCGUCUGCAAAUCCCUGCGGGGCCUGGACCUGAAUUUGAUUAAUCUGAACUACGAGGGGGCGCUGGUGCUGCGUGAAGCCUUGACCCACCCGGAAUGUGACCUGCAGACGCUCGGGCUGCACACAUCUAAGUUGAGUGAAGACAUUAAGAUGCUGCUGACAGAGGUGGAGGAGAGGAAGCCCCACCUGACCAUCUCACCCAGUCUCUGGGUGGAGGACAUGAGCAGGGUCCGGGGGACAGCCGUCUGACGAGGCGCGUCCUGCACUCACCUUCUCACAAAGGCGUCUCCUCGGCCACCGCGGGCGUUUCCCCUCCUGGCGCGCCCCGCCCUGUGCCUUGGCAUCGCGGCCAUGUGGGCUGCGGUCGCCUGUCCUGCCCUGCAGUGUUGACUAGCACAAAUACAUUA